AUGCCAGACCGUGCCCUUGUUGAGUUGAUUACCCAGCGUGUUGUUAAUAGACUGACGACAGACCAGGCAUGUAGCGGUUGUGCUUUGCGGACUUGUGAUGCAGGAAACCGCGCGUGUGAUGCUGUCGCACAGCAGCAGCAGAUUCCGGUUGGGGUUUCAGCACGACAUGCCCAUGUAACGCAGGAGCACCUUGAAAUUCUAUACGGUGCAGGACACCAACUUACUGUCUACGCCCCACUCUAUCAACCGGGAGCAUUCGCCGCGAAUGAGACGUUAACCAUCGUUGGGAAACGGAUGCGUGCUAUUGAAGCGGUUCGUAUCCUUGGUCCGGUGCGAGAUUACUCCCAAGUCGAAGUUGCUCAAACGGAAGCAAUCCGGCUUGGAUUAAACCCGCCCAUUCGAGACUCAGGUGACCUUAUCGGUGCGGACCCUAUUACCGUCGUUGGUCCCGCCGGAAGCAUUUAUUUGGAGGAAGGGGCAAUCUGUGCGACGCGACACAUCCACAUGACCCCCGGAGACGCUAACGCACUCGGUAUUCGCGAGGAUGCCCUUUUAAAAGUACACUUCCGUGGCGAGCGUGCUUUAACCCUUGAAAACGUCCGCCCUAAAAUUUCUGAAGAUUAUGUGCUUCAGAUGCACUUAGACACUGACGAUGCCAAUGCGGCAGGUUUAAAAGGCGGUGAACCCCUUGAAAUCGUACGCGAUGCUGGUUGA
This is a messenger RNA of Geodia barretti, 714 nucleotides long. The record is from the annotation of a GenBank genome assembly. Lineage: Eukaryota; Metazoa; Porifera; Demospongiae; Tetractinellida; Geodiidae.